CAUGGCCAGUCAGAUAGACCCCAUCAUGAUCACUUAGGUAGAUUCCAGCAUGACCAUGCAGGCAGACCCUAUCUUGACCACUUAGAUAGACCCCAUCUUGACCACUUAGAUAGACCCCAUCAUGAUGACUCAGAUAGACCACAUCAAGACCACGCAUAUAGACCCCAUCUUGUCCACAUAAGAAGAGCUCAUCUUAGCCAUGCAAGGCUAGCUCACCGUGGCCAGAGAGGGAGAGAUCAUCUUAGUCACACAGGACUGGCUCUUCCCAACUAUGCAGACAGAGCUCAUCUUAGCCACAGAGGGAGAGCUCAUUGUGGCCAAAGAGGAAGAGCUUGUUCUAGCCAUACAGGGCUAAUUCGUCACAAUCAUACUGAGAGAGUUAAUAAUGACCACUUAAGGAGACUUCAUCGAGGCCGUGUAGGGAGAGCUCAUAACAACAAUACAUGGAGAUCUCGCAGAAAUGAAGAGAGGUACUGUGGUCAGAGAGGAAGAUUUGGAAGAAACCAAACAUCACCAGAAUCUGACCCUGAAAUUGACAGAACUUCUACAAUAAGAGAACAGACUGAAUACUUACUGGCUCAGGAACGGCAGAGAAAUGAGAUAAUUAAUCUGAAUGGAGGG
Messenger RNA from Mesocricetus auratus (golden hamster), 621 nucleotides. RefSeq lists its product as uncharacterized. Lineage: Eukaryota; Metazoa; Chordata; Mammalia; Rodentia; Cricetidae. The record is from RefSeq and is a predicted model, not a curated record.